Molecule: messenger RNA, 746 nt
Organism: Jatropha curcas
Lineage: Eukaryota; Viridiplantae; Streptophyta; Magnoliopsida; Malpighiales; Euphorbiaceae
Product: agamous-like MADS-box protein AGL62
Biological process (GO): regulation of transcription by RNA polymerase II
Molecular function (GO): RNA polymerase II cis-regulatory region sequence-specific DNA binding; DNA-binding transcription factor activity, RNA polymerase II-specific; protein dimerization activity
Source: RefSeq, a predicted model, not a curated record
UCUUCUAUAAUUUUUCUUUAGUUAUAAAGAGUUUUUUUUAGCUAUAUCAUGGCUUCCAAUCGAGGCAAAAAAACAAAAGGUAGGCAAAAGAUUGAGAUGAAGAAGAUUGAAAAUGAAGAUGACAGGCUUAUCACUUUCUCUAAACGUAGGUCAGGGAUUUACAAGAAAGCUUGUGAACUUGUAACCCUAACUGGUGCAGAAAUAGCUUUUGUUGUGUUUUCUCCGGCCGGUAAGCCAUUUUCUUUUGCUCAUCCUUCUAUAGAAUCUGUUACUAACCGCUUUCUUGGUAAGGAAAUUUUAAUAAGUCCCGAUAGCACUCAUCCUCUUGUCGAAGCUCACCGCCAAAUAAGGAUAGAGGAGCUGAACCAUCAUCAUAAUGAUGUGCUUCAACAACUGGACGUAGUGAAAGAUAAAGGGAAAAACCUGAAACACAAAGCGACCGGGAUAGAAAAAAUGGGGUGGUGGGAUACUCCUAUUGAAGAGCUGAAUGUGAAAGAAAUGAUCCAAAUGGAGUCUGCGUUUAACGACAUUAGAAUCAGUUUAAUCAGCAAACUCAAAGAGAAGGUUGAUUCUAAUAAUAUUGGUGCUUCUUCAUGUUCGUCUUCUUCCUCUUCGGCUCAACCUCCCAUUGAUCCGAGUUCAGCGAACAUGAUAAAUCCAUUUGUCCCCAUUAAUGAGCCCAAUCCACCAGUUUUUCCUUCUGGCUAUGAUUAUGGGCAUCGACCGUUUUAGUUUUUUUUUUUUUU